Molecule: messenger RNA, 873 nt
Organism: Fusarium mangiferae
Lineage: Eukaryota; Fungi; Ascomycota; Sordariomycetes; Hypocreales; Nectriaceae
Exons: 3
Coding region: 1-873 (290 amino acids)
Source: RefSeq, a predicted model, not a curated record
AUGUCUCUUCAAACGACCUUCUCGAACACCUUCCACCUGCGCGAAUUCGUCGACACCGUCACAGACGACCCGAGUCGGGACAACGCAUCUAACUACGUGGAAAUACAUCCUUAUGCCAACAUUUUCGAGGAGAGCAGCUUCUACAAUCCUAAUGUCAACGGACCUCUAUGUGUCAAACGCCUUCUUCUGUGCCGAUGGUCGCUUCUCUACUACCUUGUUACUGACGGGCCCUUGGAAAUCAGUGUCCAGGAGACGUGUCUGACUUUGACGAGUAUCGACAACACCUGCCGGAACAGUGGUGUCCCUAUGGUGACCAUCAUCGACUUCGUGCCACCUCGUAGCGACAAGACUCUUGACCUUUCAGAGCACCGCUGUUUCGCUGUCGAAACACCAGUCUAUGACACCUCAAAGCCAGUUCCGGUUGCGUUCUCUGUCGCUUGUUUCUUAGAAAAUACCAAGCGUUGGCAAAAAGUCAAGAUACCGCCGUCGGGAGCUUUUCUCAGCAUCACUGCCAAAGUCGCUGGUCGCACCAUUGACACCAAUCAGCUGGCCCUCCGUGCCCUUGACCCGGCUUACCUGCCGAGACCUGCUGCUGUCCCCAUGGCCACGCCGACUCCAUCCUCUACGCCGACUUCGAAGCGAUCCGAACGCUGGGUAGGCCGGGCUCCUCCGUCCACUCCUUCUAAAAGGCAACGAGGCUCUGAGGAUGUCAGCGCUUCAGGGAAUUCCUACAGGAAACCGCUUCUACAGCCUACAGAAGGCUGGUCUCAUGUAUCGAUUUCAGAAAAUAGCCCAGAUUCUCCGGUUAAUUCCCCCUUUCAUUCCUCCUCUCCGCCGACCACGGCCAACACUGACGAGUCAAGCAUCAUUUGA